Molecule: messenger RNA, 1924 nt
Organism: Physella acuta
Lineage: Eukaryota; Metazoa; Mollusca; Gastropoda; Physidae
Product: galactoside alpha-(1,2)-fucosyltransferase 1-like
Biological process (GO): carbohydrate metabolic process
Cellular component (GO): membrane
Molecular function (GO): galactoside 2-alpha-L-fucosyltransferase activity
Source: RefSeq, a predicted model, not a curated record
UCUUGUUAAAAUGUGGUGGCGCUGACGUCGUUUUACAAUACGCGGAUCAAAUGGUGUAGGGAGUGGAUGGUCCUUGCUGGCAUGCGAAUUAAACAGUGAGAGGCAAUUUAGCUGUCCGAGGCACCAUGAAGUAUAUUUUCUUUUUCGUCGCAGUGAACCUAGUGGUCAGCUUCCUUGUGUACAUCACCAUAGUGUCCAACUUCUGGGCGAGCAUCACUACACUAAACGCUUUCAACUUUUUUGAACAGAAGUCAAUUGAUAGCGAAUUGUCGGUCAGGAAUUCGACAGUCAGUUAUGGCGAGCUGACUAACAACAUGACAGUUCAAGCCUUGAGCACCACCCUUCCGUCCACAGCCACAAUGUUGCCCACCUCUGGCGUCCACACAGAAGGUGAACCCCUGUACGUGGUCGCUUUAGAGGAAACGCUUGUAGGCCGACUCGGCAACCAAAUGUUUAUCUACGCCGCAAUGCUGGGCAUUGCCAUGACACAGAACAGGAUUCCGUUGAUCGUAGACGGCACCUUGUUGGAAAAGGCCUUUCAGUUAAACCAUAUAGGCAGGGUUAACACUACUGGCUGGAAAACGAUGGUCCAUCCAAAGUACGGUACAUUUGACCCAACUUUUAUGAACCUGCCUAAAAUCAAUGUCACUUUAUUCGGCUGCUUUCAGUCGUGGAAAUUUUUUGCUCACGUUGAAGACGAGAUUCGACGAGAGUUUACGUUUCAUCCAAACAUCCUCGAGAAGACAACCCGUUUCUACGACAGCUUACGUCAGAAUAACACGGACACAGUGUUUGUUGGUGUUCAUGUUAGGAGAUCCGACUUUUUAAGCGAGGGGAAUGUAAAGGCAGGGUAUGUUGUGCCGCAGAUGUCAUAUUUCAUAAAUGCGUUUAACUACAUGAGGAGAGUAGUGUCGAACAACACAAUAUUUCUGAUUGCCAGUGACGACAUGGAGUGGUGUAAGGGAAAUUUCAACGACUCAGACGUGAAACUGCUAGAGCCGGACUCAGCAGAAAAUCACAUGAGUAUUUUGUCUACGAGCGACCACGUGAUAAUCUCUGGAGGAACUUAUGGCUGGUGGGCAGCUUGGCUCGCUAAAGGUCUCAAGAUUUAUUUCAAAGGUUUUCCUAUUCCAGGCUCACCGCUAAUUAAAAACUUAAAGAAAGCUGAUUAUUACCCAAAAGAUUGGAUUGCUUUAGAUAAUUAAAUGUUAAUUAAAAUUGCAUGUAAAGAUAUAUCCGCUUUAAACACUGGAUGACGGCUGUUCUUUAUGCUAACUCUUCCCACAACGUCAUCCCACGUCACAUCACUCAUUACAUACUUUCCUGGCUAGUGCUAGGUAUGGCUAUGGCUAUGGCUAUGGCUAUGGCUAUGGCUAUGGCUAUGGCUAUGGCUAUGGCUAUGGCUAUGGCUAUGGCUAUGGCUAUGGCUAUGGCUAUAACUUAUGCAAGGGCUGAAGUUUAUUCUCAGGAAAUAUUCUUGAUGCAAAAUAAACUGAUUUUACAUUUGCCUGGUGUCCUUGCUUGAUAGAAUACCAAGGCAAAUUUCGAGAUCCUCUUCUUUUCUUCUUCUUCGUUCUUAAUUAUUAGUGUUGGAGGGGAUCGAGAUUUAUCUGCCAGUGGGUUUGAACUCGAGACUUUGUUAGAAUUUAUCAACCAUGAGCUUUUUUUUUGCCGACUCGACCACGCCUCCAACACAAUUAAGCGUUACGUGUCAACUGGUUAUGCGCCAUUGAGGCCAUUGACUCCGAUUUCAGCCUGCUUUUCUUUUUGGAUUUGCUUCCAUAGCCUUUGUCCAACCAAGAACAAACUACAAGGCAGCAGUUGUUUAAUUUUGGAGUUGUCUCUCCUAGAAGAGUGGCUGUCCCCAGCUAACGAGCCUCAUCUGCCCGAGGGUUCGAUCUCGAGACUUUUCGGUUUAGCAACC